This is a messenger RNA of Papilio polytes (common Mormon), 1413 nucleotides long. RefSeq names its product homeobox protein Mohawk. Gene Ontology annotation, molecular function: DNA-binding transcription factor activity, RNA polymerase II-specific; RNA polymerase II cis-regulatory region sequence-specific DNA binding. Gene Ontology annotation, cellular component: nucleus. NCBI's taxonomy places the organism in Eukaryota, Metazoa, Arthropoda, Insecta, Lepidoptera, Papilionidae. The transcript has 4 exons. Bases 334 to 1161 code for a protein of 275 amino acids. The record is from RefSeq and is a predicted model, not a curated record. Gene Ontology annotation, biological process: muscle organ development; cell development; regulation of transcription by RNA polymerase II.
CAUGUUCACUGUUGUUGUUUGAACGAUGUUUGAAGACAUCGCGGGAGACAUCCUGAAAUAACAUGAAUUUGCAGCAAAACGUAGCGCACGCGCCGCGGCGCUGCCGUCGCUCUCGCCCGUUUAUCCGACGCCAUUUUCACACAACCCGCGAGCUUUCCCACAAACAGAUCAGUAAGCAUCCCCCACGGCGACAUCUCGAGUCCACGAGUCGUGUCGCAAGCUACGGGCCCAUCGCACGUGCUCGCACGCACUUGGCUGAAUACUAAAAAAUAUUGUUUUUUGAAUUCCUAAUAUUUCAUUGUGUGAAAAAGAACGUAGGAAGACUGUAAUCCGAUGACACUUAUUCAAAGAGAUCAGGAGACGAAAGAGGCAAACAUGGAUGGAUCGCCGUCCAAAGACAGCGGAAAGUCCUUGAGGCCGGUGCGAAACAGGAGAUAUACUCGGAGAAGCUUAGUGGCAGGUCAGCGGCCACAGAAGAGGCUGUUCACACCAGAAAUUAAACGAUAUUUGAAAGACUGGCUCGUUCGUCGUAGAGACAACCCUUACCCAAACCGCGAAGAGAAAAAAUAUCUCUCGAGAGAAACAGGACUUACUUACAUUCAGAUCUGCAACUGGUUUGCCAAUUGGAGAAGAAAAUUAAAAAAUGUCAACGCAGAUCGAAACCAACAGACAUGGGGCCACUUGAUUCGUACCUAUAACGACCGGGCCCAAGGCAACGUCGAACAAUUCAGCAUCUGCUCCGACGACAGCAUUUGGAGCGAACCUGGACCAAAUCCUGAAGACACCCUGGACAUUGAUACUCGAUUAGAAAGUAGCCCUGAAUCUAAUGAAGAAUAUCAUCCAGACACCGAUUCAUCGCUGUCAACUGAGAAAUGCGAAAGCUUUAAUAACAAUUCCAAUGAGAUCGAUCACAUGAGUGGAAAAAUUGAGAACUCUAAAAAUAUAACGAGUCCCCUACUGCUAAGCAAAUGGUUAGAAAGCGCUGCGCGGUUCCAACCUAGCGAGACUAACUAUUCAUGGUGGGGUGAGGGUAGACGACGAAAGAUCGAUUCAAAGUCCCAACUGGCAGUGAACAAUUUACGCCACGACCGGGAUGAAGUAGAAGCAGCAGUGGCGCUGACCGCUCUAGCCUCAGCCACGAGCCGUGUGACAGCACCCUAACUUUUCAUCCUACAGACACCAAAUGUAUCAUAAUAUUCCAAAACAAUUAUAGUACAGUAGGGGAAACUUGCGGUGUUCUAACAUCGAAGCUACAAUCGUUUGAACAUUUUAAAACGAGACGACAACAAAAACCAAAUAAAACAGCUUAUAAAUGUAUUUGCAAGAAAAAAAAAUCGGUUCAUGUUACGCCAUUUUCUUUUAUAUUAUUCCUUAGUUUGCACCACUCACUAUUAUCUAAUUAGUCAUCUGUAG